CCGGCCUCUGAGAAGGACAAGGACCGAGACGCCGAUGUGGGCAGCGGCUCCUGGGACCUAAGGUGCCACCGCCUGCAGGAUUCUUUGUUCAGCUCGGACAGCGGCUUCAGCAACUACCGUGGCAUCCUGAAUUGGUGUGUGGUGAUGCUGAUCUUGAGCAAUGCACGGCUGUUCUUGGAGAACCUCAUCAAGUACGGCAUCCUGGUGGACCCCAUCCAGGUGGUGUCUCUGUUCCUAAAGGACCCCUACAGCUGGCCGGCCCUGUGCCUGAUUAUUGUGGCCAAUGCCUUUGCUGUGGCCGCCUUCCAUGUGGAGAAGCGCCUGGCAGUGGGUGCCCUGACGGAGCAGGUGGGGCUGCUGCUGCACGGGCUGAACCUGGCCACCAUUCUCUGCUUCCCAGCGUCUGUGGCCUUCCUGCUGGAGUCCAUCACGCCAGUGGGCUCCGUGCUGGCCCUGAUGACGUACACCAUCCUCUUCCUCAAGCUGUUCUCCUACCGGCACGUCAACCUGUGGUGCCGAGAGCGCAGGGCUAGUGCCAAGGCCAAGGCCGCUUCUACCGGGAAGAAGGCCAACGGUGGGGCGGCCCAACCCCCGGGCACCGUGAGCUACCCGGACAACCUGACCUAUGGAGAUCUGUACUACUUCCUCUUUGCCCCUACGCUGUGCUACGAACUUAACUUUCCCCGCUCCCCCCGUAUCCGAAAGCGCUUCCUGCUGCGGCGGCUACUUGAGAUGCUGUUCUUCACCCAGCUCCAGGUGGGGCUGAUCCAGCAGUGGAUGGUCCCUACCAUCCAGAACUCCAUGAAGCCCUUCAAGGAUAUGGACUAUUCCCGCAUCAUCGAGCGCCUCCUGAAGCUGGCGGUCCCCAACCACCUCAUCUGGCUCAUCUUCUUCUACUGGCUCUUCCACUCCUGCCUGAAUGCCGUGGCCGAGCUCAUGCAGUUUGGGGACCGCGAGUUCUACCGGGACUGGUGGAACUCUGAGUCCGUCACCUACUUCUGGCAGAACUGGAACAUCCCCGUGCACAAGUGGUGUCUCAGACACUUCUACAAGCCGAUGGUCCGGCGUGGCUACAGCAAGUGGGUUGCCAGGACCGGGGUGUUCCUGGCCUCGGCCUUCUUCCACGAGUACCUGGUGAGCAUCCCUCUGCGCAUGUUCCGUCUCUGGGCUUUCACCGGCAUGAUGGCUCAGAUCCCACUGGCCUGGAUAGUGAGCCGUUUCUUCCGUGGCAACUAUGGCAAUGCAGCCGUGUGGCUGUCGCUCAUCAUCGGGCAGCCAGUGGCGGUGCUCAUGUACGUCCACGACUACUACGUGCUGCACCACGAGGCCCUGGCGGCAGAGGCCUGAGCUGCUGCCCACACUCCUCACUGCCACCUCGCCUGCCUCACUGCCCAUGGCCUCCUCCUGGCCCUGGGAGGCCUCUCUGCCCCUAUGGGGCUCCUGCCCCUCAGGAAUGGGAGCAGCAGCACAGGCCAGUGCCUCAAGGACCUGUGCUGACCCUACCCAGGGUCCGAGGGUGUCAAUAAAGUACUGUCCAGCGUAAGCUCGGCCUGCUGAGGGCGCUGGGUAUGGUCUCA
Molecule: messenger RNA, 1577 nt
Organism: Myotis brandtii (Brandt's bat)
Lineage: Eukaryota; Metazoa; Chordata; Mammalia; Chiroptera; Vespertilionidae
Gene: DGAT1
Product: diacylglycerol O-acyltransferase 1
Exons: 17
Biological process (GO): triglyceride biosynthetic process
Cellular component (GO): endoplasmic reticulum membrane
Molecular function (GO): diacylglycerol O-acyltransferase activity
Source: RefSeq, a predicted model, not a curated record